This is a messenger RNA of Lates calcarifer (barramundi perch), 5898 nucleotides long. It is a transcript of the gene alg13, whose product is annotated as ALG13 UDP-N-acetylglucosaminyltransferase subunit. The coding region runs from base 1969 to 4782 and encodes 937 amino acids. Gene Ontology annotation, biological process: protein deubiquitination. The record is from RefSeq and is a predicted model, not a curated record. Lineage: Eukaryota; Metazoa; Chordata; Actinopteri; Centropomidae. Gene Ontology annotation, molecular function: cysteine-type deubiquitinase activity. The transcript is spliced from 25 exons.
GAUUUACGUUGCAUCUCUAAACUGCUCCAAGCAGUUUAUGUUGGUGGUUAACUCUGUGUUACCGGUGUUACUUCUACCUAAGCUCCGCCCCACAGGUGGAACAACCAAUCGAUAUUGGCACAACGACUGAGAGAGACUGACUCUGUAGGACGGGGUUUGUCUAAAGACCGUCUGAGGCUGAAAUACUGUUAACAUGAAGUUCAUACUGAACAUAACAGCAUUACAGAGAGAGAGAGAGAGAGAGAGAGGGAGAGAGAGCGAGAAGGUCAAUGCAUCAUGGGAGAUCACCCGGCAGUCUAGGCCUAUAGCAGCAUAACUAAGGGAUGGUUCAAGCCUGAGCCAACCCUAACUAUAAGCUUUAUCAAAGAGGAAAGUUUUAAGCCUACUCUUAAAGGUACAGAGGGUGUUUCUGCCUCCCGGACCGAAACUGGGAGAAGGUUCCACAGUAGAGGAGCCUGAUAACUGAAGGCUCUGCCUCCCAUUCUACUCCUGGAAACUCUGGGAACCACCAGUAAACCAGCAUUCUAAAAGUGCAGAGUCCUAGUGGGAUUGUAGGAGACUAUGAGACCUUUAAGGUAAGAUGGAGCCUGACCAUUAAGGGCUUUGUAUGUGAGGAGGAGGAUUUUGAAUUCUACUCUGGAUUUGACUGGGAGCCAAUGUAGAGAGGCUAACACAGGAGAAAUAUGGUCUCUCUUCCUAGUUCCUGUCAGUAAUGGUGCUGCAGCAUUUUGAAUCAACUGCAGAGUCUUUAGAGACUUGUUGAGGCAGCCUGAUAAUAAUGAAUUACAGUAGUCCAGCCUGGAAGUAACAAAUGCAUGGACUAGUUUUUCUGCAUCUUUUUGGGACAGAAAAUGUCUGAUUUUGGUGAUAUUAUGCAGGUGAAAGAAGGCAGUCCUAGAAGUUUGUUUCAGUGAGUUAAAGGACAAAUCCUGAUCAAAGAUGACUCCCAGAUUCUUUACAGUGGAGCUGGGAGCCAGGGCAAUGCCGUCUAAUGGAACUACAUCAUUAGAAAAUUUAUUUCUGAUGUGUUCAGAACCAAUUUUAAUGACUUCAAUUUUAUCUGAGUUCAGUAGUAAAAAGUUGCUUGUCAUCCAAGUUUUAAUGUCCCUAAGACAAGCUUGGAGUUUGGCUAGAUGAUUGGUUUCAUUAGGCUCCACUGACAGAUAAAGCUGUGUAUCAUCUGCAUAACAAUAGAAAUUUAUGGAGUGUUUCCUGAUAAUAUUGCCCAAGGGAAGCAUAUACAGAGGAUUGUAAUCCAAGUAUCUCAGAAAUGAUCACAUAUGUUCCGUGUCCUUACAUCUCAUAUUACAGAUGAAGAAUCCAGAGAACAUGUGACAAGUCUCCCUGUCUUUAUUGGUUUUACAUUGUAUUGUCAAACCCGACUUUUACUGAGAACCUGAGUUAAACUCUCCUUGUAGUUCAGAGCUCUGGUUUUCAUGUUUUCUAGUUUAUUUAUCUGUUGACAAGAAAGAAAAUAUCCACAACUAUCAAACAUAAUAAAUUAUCAAUCAAUCAAUCGUUAAUGUAUCAGCAGACAAGACACAGAGUAAAGUUACAACUAUUCUGAGAGUAAAGACCAAAACUAAAACUUUUCUUUGGAUACUUAAAAUUUAUUUUACUGGUAAUAUGAUAAUAUUUACUGAAGUUAAUAUUUGAACGCAGUAUUUUUACUCACUGAAGUAAAGUAACUGAGUACUCUUUUUACUCUGUUUAUAUGUGUUGUCUGAUUAAAUCAGAUUUUCCGUCUGUUUAUAGUUAUUCUCCUGUUUUUACAUUAACUGACUCAGUGACUGCUUUCCGAGCCUUUAUUGGUCCGUGAACGCCUCAGCAGCGGUGAGCGGCCUCGCGCGCUGAUUAGACCUGAUUAAACUCACCUGUGGGUGUAACGGCAGCGACCUGCGCUGUCGCGUCUGAACCGGACCGAGUGGCUCAGUUCUCGGUGAAGGAGACCGGAGACCGGAGACCGGGAUGCAGAAAGGACUCAAGAAGUACUUCGUCAACAUGGACGAGUACCUGUCCAGUCUGAGACUGUACCGGAAGAUGGUGGCGCGAGACGCGUCCAGUCUGUUCCGAGCCGUGUCAGAGCAGUUGUAUUACUCCCAGAACUACCAUCAGAGAAUCCGUCAGGACUGCGCCAACUUCAUGAGAGCCAAUAGAUGCAACUUUGAACCGUUUGUUGAAGGUUCCUUUGAGAAAUACCUGGAGCGUUUAGAGGACCCGAAGGAGACGGUGGGUCAGGUGGAGAUCAGGGCUCUGUCUCAGCUCUACAGGCGUUGUUUCCUGAUCUAUCGUUACCCGGGGAAACCAGCCACAGUGAUCUCAGAGGACGACUACGUGGACAAGGUGAUGUUGUGUUGCUCCAUCAAUGGUCACUACGACAUCGUUUACCAGAGGAGUUACCCCGCCUCGGCUGCCCUCUGUCAGUCUCUCCUGUACGAGCUCCUCUACACUCAGGUGUUCGGGGUGGAGGAGGUGGAGCUCUGUCAGGCCAUGGAAGCCUUCAGGGUCGGAGGUCGUCGCUAUAGAAACAGUCCAUCAGUGUGCAGUGAUGUCGACGUUGGGUACGACACACCUGAGGACCGAGGACAAAGGGAGGAGGUGGAGUCGGGAGGAGCUCCUGAGGAGAAACACAGAGCUGUGACGGACGACUCAAAGCCUCCUGCAGAUGCUCCUCCUCCCUCCAGACUGUCUCUGCCGUACAAAGUGAUGAAGUCUCUGGACGGAGAAGUUUACAGGAACCUGGAGUUCGACGUGUGGCAGGACACCUGUAAAGAGAUGCAGAAGACGGACUACAUGGUGUUUGCAGGGAGGCAGUACUUCCUGGGAGACAAGUGUCAGGUGCGUCUGGAGCCAAAGGGGAAGUACUACAACGCUUUCAUCCAGGAAGUAGGAACACAUUCAUCGGCUGUCACCGUCUUCAUCGAGGAGCUGGGAGAGAAACACCUGGUUCCUCUGACUGAUCUGAAACCCGUCAAUCCAGUUCCUGCCUGGAACGUCGCUGCUCCCACUAGAAAAGGAGACCUGGACUCAGACUCUCGUGGUCAGCGUCAUCACCGCCAUCGUUACUUCAGGAAGUCUCGAGGCAGCAGUGGGGUGAAGGGGGCGGAGCUGCUGAUGCCCCCGCCCUCCUCAUAUGGAGGCCCAGCCCCCACCACCCUGCCACCUCGCUUCCAACCAUCAGGUCACCCCCGCCCACCCCUUCCUCCAUCCCCGUCCUCCAUGACCUACGACCCCUACGCCCCUCCACACCACCACCCCCCUGCAGCUAGACCUCCUCGCUACGGAGCCUCGAGAAGCUCAACCCGUUUCCUGAACCGUCACCUGAUUGGUCCACAGCUGACCUAUUACCACCCUGGCAGACGAUAUUAUCACGACUACGAGAACUACGCCUUCAGGUCACGUCGUAGUCGGCGUCAGCUCGUCGCAGCUCUGAAUAAAGAGUGUCAGUUUGGUUUCACGGCGGAUUCAGUGGAGGAGUCGGCUGAUCUGGAUGCAGCCAUCGCAUACUACCAGCUGGACGACACCGGCGACACCGUCUUCCCGCCACUGCCGGGUCCGGCCGUGGCCCCACCCACUGCACUGGGCCCCCCUCCCCCCCCUCCUGGCUCCUCCUUCAGAGUUCAGAGAGGCUCGGGGCCCCUCCCCCAGGCCCCCCCACCUGGAAACACCCCCGUCUGCUCUUCAGAAGAGGACCAGGAGGACACGAGCACUGUGGAGGACCAGGCGGAGUUCACAGAGGAGUACAUGUUCAGCUCUCAGGAUCAGAGCUACCAGGCCUCAGGUGUUUACACUGCUGCUGAGCCCUCCACCAACCAGGACGAGCAGGAAGGAGGUGCUGCUGACUCUCCACCGAGACCAGACAUGAACUACAACUACACACAGCAGGUAGUGAAGCCGUUGGCCGUCAUCUGCUCCUCACCCUCCUCCUCCUCCUCCUCACCCUCCUCUCCAUCAUCACAUAUACCUGCAGCUGCUCACCUGCCUCCACCUGCACACACGCAGCCUCGCUCAGUUACCAUGGCAACGAUCCCAGCCUCCUCCCCCUGGUUGGUUAACGAGCUGGGUGAACCUCUCUGCACCAUGGUGGCUCCGCCCCCUUACUCCUACGACCCUAAUGGCAGCGACCUACCCCGAGACUGCAGAGUCCUCCAGUAUUACUUCAACUUAGGAGUCCAGUGGUACCAUCAGAGCUGUUGGCAGCAGCAGCAGCAGCAGACGUACCCCCCCACUUCACCAGACGCCCCCUACACCUAUCAACACUACCCCCCCUACCUGAGCCAGGAACCCCUGCAUGCUGCCCCUCAGUCCUACCCUGAGACAGGCCGGAGCUCCCAUCAGCCCCCCUCCUCCUACCCAGAAUCCACCAGGGCAGGUGAUGGACAGACCGAUGGACACAGCAGUGGCCCCUCCCCCUCUAUGGAAGGCUCCUCACCCUCUUCUAUCAGCUCCGUCCCUCCAGGCUCCGCCCCAUCCCCUGCGCUCCUGUACCCGGACCAGACGUCUCUCCCCCCACCCCCAAUUCUGCACCUGCCGUAUGAGGCUCCUCCCCCGACCACCUACCUGCCCUCUGCCCCUCACCCCCCUCAUCCUCACCCCGCCCACCUCCCCCAUCACUCCUCCUACCACUGCCUCCCCCCAUCUGCCCACUGGGGAACGCUCCAGACCGGAGGCCACGCCCCAAGAGUUUACUGCCCUGCCCCUAACCCCGCCCAUGUGGUCGGUUACAUCACAGCCCCGCCCCCACACCACACAGCCACACACUACAUCCCCCCCGCCAUCUAACACACACACAUCCUGAAAUUUCCAACACACCUCACCGGUUAGCUCGCAGCUAACGCAUGCUAAUGGAUGUUUCCACAGGAAGACAUUGCAAAAUAACAUUUAAAAACUUAUAGUUGAAAAAAAUACAAAUAUUGAAACAAGGAUUAAAAUAAAAAAUUAAUGUGGCAAUAAUACAUUUAUUUAAAAAGUGAACAGAUGAUUAAAAAUGUUGGUGUUGAUGUCUUCCUGUGGUAGCGAGUUAGCAUGUUAGCUUCACAUUGAAAACAAUGGGGGGGUUUCUGCACAUAUUAGCUGUUAGCUUGUGGCUAAAUAAUCUCUUUCAGUUAUUUUGUAACUGCAACAAAAAUCUGAAAUACCUCUGACACAACUCACCUGUGUCAGAAUCACUUCCUGUUCUCUGGACGUUUGUUAAGAGUUAAUUAUUUGACUUGUUGUUUCCUAUUACUGUGGCAACAGCAGUGAGAGUGUCACAGGUUGUCGUAGGACAGCUGUGGAUGUGGCUGCCUGAGAAAAACGACUGAUUUCUGUGUUUGUUAAAGUGUCAGCCAGCCAAUCAGAGAGAGGGGGCGGGGCCUCGCGCUGGGCGUGGUCAGUCCCUGUUGAUGAGGGGAUGUAUUUAUGUUGAUGUUUUGUUCAAACUGGUCACAGUGAUUUGUUUUGUUUUGGGAGAAUAAAUUUUUUUUUCACCAGCAGACGGACGACUGUCGAUCUGUUUCAUCAGUGGUCACAUGAUGUCACCUGGUCAGAAAAAUCUGUUGCUAUGAAACAUCUGCAGCAUCGUCCAAUCAGGAGAGUUUUUAUCAUAUGCAGGUGUUACACAGAAAUCUGUUUCAGUUUUUUUACAGGAAGUGUCCGACAGGCUCAGAUAUUAGCAUGCUAACAUUGGCUUUGUGCUCAGCAGCUCCACCUGCAGUCAGAGGGUGGAAGUGUUUGAUCUGGUUUAUUUGGUGCAGCCUGAUUUAAUCUAGAGACGAUAAAACUCAGAGGUUAAAGGUCAUAAAGCUUCACUGUGAAAACACUACUCAGUACAAAUGUGAGGUACUUUACUCUGUUCGUGUCUGUAACUUUAUUAUUUCUACUGAAGAGCUGAAGGAGAUUCAGAGGAUCGUGUGUGUG